Molecule: messenger RNA, 2171 nt
Organism: Wyeomyia smithii (pitcher-plant mosquito)
Lineage: Eukaryota; Metazoa; Arthropoda; Insecta; Diptera; Culicidae
Gene: Cdc45
Product: cell division control protein 45 homolog
Exons: 2
Coding region: 325-2010 (561 amino acids)
Biological process (GO): mitotic DNA replication preinitiation complex assembly; DNA replication initiation; double-strand break repair via break-induced replication
Cellular component (GO): DNA replication preinitiation complex
Molecular function (GO): DNA replication origin binding; chromatin binding; single-stranded DNA binding
Source: RefSeq, a predicted model, not a curated record
AGAGGAGAUUUUAGGCGCGCGAAUACCGCAAUCGGAAUCGUCACGAUCAAUACAAUAUGGUAAAUAGGAAGCCUAUCGUUGGAAUAAAAGUUUAUAAUUUAUCUUAACAAUCGGUUAUUAUGUUAUAUCAAGCUGCUCUAGUGGACAAGCGGCAGACUGUGUUUGAAUAUUAAGUAUAAAUGUUAGAUUAUUGUUUAUUUCUGUUUAUUUGUGGCGGGCCGGUGUAAAUGAGUGUGUGUAUACGUUGAUGUACAAUUUUGUGUAAUCGACUUGUGUAUGUCGAACAAUAGGCUUAUUCAGCUCUGAUCAGCUGUAGCAGGAAACAUGUUUGUAGAAGACUUGAGAGCUGAAUUUUAUCAACGGCUAAUAGGCAAGCGUAUUCUUGUAAUUGUCAACUACGAUAUUGAUGGCAUUUGUGCAAGUAAGAUUCUACAGGCCUUGUUCAAAUAUGAUAAUAUGCUUUACUCGAUUGUACCCAUCAUGGGGAUCAGCGGUGUAGUACGGGCGUACAAUGAACACAAAGAGGAUGUUAAACUGGUGUUGCUGAUUAAUUGUGGCGGAUGCCUCGAUAUCGUCGACGUUCUACAACCAGAGGAAGACGUUGUAUUUUUCAUCUGUGACUCUCAUCGACCGUAUCACAUUUGCAAUAUCUACAGCGAUUCGCAGGUUCGAAUCCUUGGCGAAAUGAAAACGGAAGAAGGAAUACCGGAAUUUGAUGAUAUCUUUCAAGAUUCGGAAUCGGAGAGCGAUGAUGAAGAUCAAUCUAAUAGUGAUGAAGAAGAAGAAGGAGGUGAACGUCGGGAACAAAAUCGAAUUCAGAAACUUGAGCAACACCUUUUGAAGCGGCGACAACGACGAGAAUGGGAGGAAAAACGCAACAAAAUUAUGUUCGAUUACACGCAGUUUAGCUAUUACAGCAGUAGUUCAGCUUUAAUGAUAUUUGAACUAGCUUGGCAUCUGUCGAAGGACUCCAUAGAUCUGCUGUGGUGGGCCAUAGUUGGAUUGACCGAGCAGUUACUGCUGGGAAAGAUUGAAAGCUCGACAUACACGUUGGCUACGGAUCGGGUCCAGUCGCAUGUAUCUCGACUGACUAAUAAAGCCAGUGACCAGACAAUCCAAACGUCAGUGAAGAUUAAUUUUGAACACGAUCUCCAUUUGGCACUAUAUCGCCAUUGGAGCAUUCUAGAUUCUCUCAAGUAUUCUAUUUAUCCAGCUUGUAAGCUGAAACUUUGGACAUACAAAGGCGAAAAAGUUAUGCAUGAACUGCUGGUGGAUAUGGGCCUGCCACUAGUUCAGGCGAAACAAACUUUUAAUGCAAUGGAUCUGAUAUUGAGGAAAGAAUUCUACGAUAAAAUGGAGAAAUUCUCCGAUAAAUAUGGCCUGACAGAUAUAGUGUAUGGUUCUUUCAUCCUACAAUACGGUUAUCGAAACAAAUACUCGGCUGCUGAUUAUGCUUACUCGAUGUUAGCCAUUUUGGAAUCAGUGAGAGCAGAUCGUACUCCAGAGUCUUGUUUUUUAAAAUCGAUGGAUGCCUUGUCACGGAGUAACAAAGAAAUUUUAGAUGAAGGGAUUGAGAUGGGCAAAGCAUUGUUAUCUGCAAUUUUCAAGCAGGUUCAAAGCUCGUUAGAAAUGCACGCGGUAUAUUCAGCGGGUCCAUUUCUUUACUUCAUUCUUCAGGAGGAAAUCCCGUAUUUUUCUUGCCCGUAUGGCCUGCUGAUGCUGGCACGCUUUUUGCAGCGGGGACAUGUCGCAGUAUCACGAAAUCGACGUGCUCCAGAGCUGCCACUAAUAGCGGUGGCUCCAAUCGAUUUGGCCCGUGGCUUUUCGCUACUUGUUGGAACGCCUCCUGUGUGCGAGGAUAAUAAGAACUUCUUUGGAAAAGCUUUCGAGCAGGCCGCUAAAAAGAGUGGAGCCGUUAUCUCGCAGGAUUUUUUCGAGACAUCCGUUAUUCAGAUCCGGCACUCAGACUGCACGAAGUUUAUGGACGCCCUGACUGUGCUGUUAGUUUAGGUGCCACUGCUCCGGUGCCAAUUGUACAUGUAGGCUGAACGUAGUAACAUUUAGGGUAGUUUUACUGUUUCACUUAAUUUUUACUUCUGACUUCAAAUAUUUAUCAAUAGAAGAACACAUACGACUCACACAAUGCAAAAUAUAAGUUUACAUACAAUAAA